AAUUUUUGUUUGGUUUACAUCUGUCAAAGUCCUUAACUCCUUUAUUUUUUACUUCUCGAAUGAAUUGUCAGAAUAAUUUUUCUUUUCAAAAUGAAUGACAAGAUAUUUUUGAUAAUUCAAUGUGCCACUCAUCUUAUCUGUCUUCUAGUUUCGCUCUAUGUGAUCAUUCCACUUGGUACACAUUUGAAUGAUUUUCAUGGUCAUUGUGCUUUGUUCUCUUGUGGCCAUUACAUUGAAGAUGAUGGUCAUUUCGAACCGGAAUGGGCAAAUAAAUCUCCAUGCAUAAUUUCGAUUCUUAUUGGAUCGUUUACUUUUAUUUGUUCUUUUGUUCAGAUUUUCAUGAAACUUCGUUUGUUAUAUACAAAUGCAGAAUGCACAUUUUUUCAUGCAUUUUUAUGCUUCUUUUUCGAUUGUAUUUUGGUAUUGCUUGUCUUAAUCGAUGGAAUAAUUACAACCCUCGGAUUUUACAUCUGGUGUGAUUGUGUCACUCAAAGAUUUAGUUCUUGUAGUAUAGCAGCUUCUGUGAUGGAAAUCGGAAUAAACAGUACGAUUGUGGCUAAAAAUUUUUCUUAUCAACUGGGUAUCGUACAGUUCGGUAUUUGGGCUCUCUUGGUUUGUGCUUGCUUACAAUUGAUGUUAUCAAUGCGAAAAGUUUUCUUAUAUCACGAAAGACUUAAUUUGAUAGCUGGAAUGUCAAGCGAACGUCGUAGACAUCAUCAUCAUCGUAGUGAAGGAUAUUCUAGCUUAAACGAACAGUGAAAUGUGAUUCUCUGAAUUUUCAUUGUUUUUCUUUCAAUAAUUAAUAUUAAUCAUUUCAUAUAUUAUUUGUCAUCAUUAUUUUAAAGAUUAAAUUAUUUCAAAUAAUAUAAUUAUAUCGACAUUUUUGAGUGGGACGUGGCUCUAACUAUAUAUGAAACUUUAUCAUCAAAUGAAUCAAAAAGGUUUUUUUUAUUAAAA
Dermatophagoides farinae (American house dust mite) is the source of this 957-nucleotide messenger RNA. RefSeq names its product transmembrane protein 179. The record is from RefSeq and is a predicted model, not a curated record. Lineage: Eukaryota; Metazoa; Arthropoda; Arachnida; Sarcoptiformes; Pyroglyphidae.